This is a messenger RNA of Metarhizium album ARSEF 1941, 813 nucleotides long. Its product is annotated as 50S ribosomal protein L27. Bases 1 to 813 code for a protein of 270 amino acids. The transcript is spliced from 2 exons. Gene Ontology annotation, molecular function: structural constituent of ribosome. The record is from RefSeq and is a predicted model, not a curated record. NCBI's taxonomy places the organism in Eukaryota, Fungi, Ascomycota, Sordariomycetes, Hypocreales, Clavicipitaceae. Gene Ontology annotation, cellular component: ribosome; mitochondrial large ribosomal subunit. Gene Ontology annotation, biological process: translation.
AUGCGGCGGCCGCUGUUGGCUGCGGCCGCGAACUACGUGGGCAUUGCCCGACCGACUGGUACGGGAGUGUCUGCUUUGGGGGGCGCUCCGUUGGCGAACGUGCUGGCUUGGGGGAGACGGCAUGCUUCGGUCAAGGCGCAGGGCGCGUAUAAGAAGAAGAGCAAGAGGGGCAUCCCGAAGAAGCUUGGAGCCAAGAGGACAGGAGAUCAGUACGUUAUUCCCGGAAACAUCAUUUACAAACAGCGCGGCACGCAGUGGUGGCCGGGGGAGAACUGCAUCAUGGGCCGCGACCACACCAUCCACUCCAUGGCCACGGGCUACGUCAAGUACUACCGUGAUCCGUCGCUGCACCCAGACCGCAAAUACAUCGGCGUCGUCUUCGACAAGGCCGACACGCUUCCCUAUCCGAAGCACGCCGAGCGCAAGCGCCGCCUCGGAAUGACUGCCUUUCCUAUCCGUGCUGCGGCCGAGAAGCCCGCCCUGUCGCCGUCUGGGAUCCCCUUUGAGGUGACCCGCGUCGAGGCCGGGGAGCCGGACAGGAUACUGAAGUUGCGGUCCGACUACAGCUACCGCGAGGAUAAUUGGCGCAUCGGCCGGCUGGCCCAGACGACGGGGCUGCGGACGAAGCGGUUCAGAACGCGGAAACAGUGGUUUAGGCACAGGCGGUGGAGGAGAGAGAGGGAGCUCGAGGGCCAGAGGAAGGCGGAGAGGAAGAGGGUCGAGAGCGGGGAGGCAAAGGGCGUCAAGGCUGUCAGCAAGAAGGCGGCCAAGAAAGCUGCGAAGAAGGCUGCCAAGAUGAGUAAACAAGGCUAG